AUGCCAUGUCAUGAGAAUGCCAGUUGUACAAACACUCCAGGAUCAUAUCAUUGUUCAUGUUUUGAUGGAUAUUUUGGAAAUGGAUCUUUCUGUCUCGCUGGUAAGACAAAUUUCGCGAUUUGAACAUUUAUAUCCAUGUGCAUGAAAUAACAUAUACCAUAGAAAUGUUAGUUGAAUUUCAUGCACGUACCUCCAUUGAAUUCACAUGCAUGUUUCGGCGUUCUACGCCUCAUCACUGCAGCUUGGUACACGUUAAGAUUCAUGAUAUCAUCGUAUUUAUACACACGAGCUUGCUCUAGACCAAACAUAUGGUACGACUCGACGGCAUCAACGCAUCUGGACAUGCGCAGAGUGUAUAAUGGGGCCAGAGUGCUCAAACGAUCACAAGGGAAGUGAGCUUUGCAUUAUCGCUAAUAGACACCCAUUAGGCAUUGCUCAUUAGCAGCUCCACGGAGUGUCCAACAACACCGAAGUUCAGGAGCGUAAUAGUACAACCUGCAGGCAUGCAUUUUACAGCCUUCGUUUAAUGUGAUAUUGUAGAUAAAUAUCAAGAAACGAUAUUUAUCAAGAAAUAUCAAGAAAUGAUAUUUAGAAUCAAACCUGCUGGCCUGCGAUUCCGGUGGAGCGCUCUGAUCACUGAGCUACAGAGUCAUGUAGCAAUGCAUUUUAUUGGAAAUGCCACCCUAGAUAUAAAUGUACAGAUCGCUGAAAAUUGUAAAAAUCGAAAAUUAAAUUGAAAAAUAUACUCAAUAUACUAGCUGUUUCACAAAUAUCCAUUUUAACACUCUAUCGCACCUGUAUGUAAAGUUAUUUUUUAAAAUCUUAUUGUUGAAGCAAAGACAACAGAGAGGGCACAGAUCACAGAAACAGGCAAGACAAGAGGAACAACAGAGAUGAUAAAAACGGAAGAGAUAACAGGAACAUUAAAGACAACAGCGACAACAGGAACGACACCAACUGUUCAUUCUAAAACAGGCAAGACAAGAAGAACAACAAAGAUGAUAGAAACGGAAGAGACAACGGGAAAAUUAAAGACAACAGCAACAACAGGAACGACACCAACUGUUCAUUCUAAAACAGGCAAGACAAGAGGAACAACAGAGAUGAUAAAAACGGAAGAGAUAACGGGAACAUUAAAGACAACAGCGACAACAGGAACGACACCAACUGUUCAUUCUAAAACAGGCAAGACAAGAAGAACAACAAAGAUGAUAGAAACGGAAGAGACAACGGGAAAAUUAAAGACAACAGCAACAACAGGAACGACACCAACUGUUCAUUCUAAAACAGGCAAGACAAGAGGAACAACAGAGAUGAUAAAAACGGAAGAGAUAACGGGAACAUUAAAGACAACAGCGACAACAGGAACGACACCAACUGUUCAUUCUAAAACAGGCAAGACAAGAAGAACAACAAAGAUGAUAGAAACGGAAGAGACAACGGGAAAAUUAAAGACAACAGCAACAACAGGAACGACACCAACUGUUCAUUCUAAAACAGGCAAGACAAGAGGAACAACAGAGAUGAUAAAAACGGAAGAGAUAACGGGAACAUUAAAGACAACAGCGACAACAGGAACGACACCAACUGUUCAUUCUAAAACAGGCAAGACAAGAAGAACAACAAAGAUGAUAGAAACGGAAGAGACAACGGGAAAAUUAAAGACAACAGCAACAACAGGAACGACACCAACUGUUCAUUCUAAAACAGGCAAGACAAGAGGAACAACAGAGAUGAUAAAAACGGAAGAGAUAACGGGAACAUUAAAGACAACAGCGACAACAGGAACGACACCAACUGUUCAUUCUAAAACAGGCAAGACAAGAAGAACAACAAAGAUGAUAGAAACGGAAGAGACAACGGGAAAAUUAAAGACAACAGCAACAACAGGAACGACACCAACUGUUCAUUCUAAAACAGGCAAGACAAGAGGAACAACAGAGAUGAUAAAAACGGAAGAGAUAACGGGAACAUUAAAGACAACAGCGACAACAGGAACGACACCAACUGUUCAUUCUAAAACAGGCAAGACAAGAAGAACAACAAAGAUGAUAGAAACGGAAGAGACAACGGGAAAAUUAAAGACAACAGCAACAACAGGAACGACACCAACUGUUCAUUCUAAAACAGGCAAGACAAGAGGAACAACAGAGAUGAUAAAAACGGAAGAGACAACGGGAACAUUAAAGACAACAGCAACAACAGGAGCGACACCAACUGUUCAUUCUGGUUCAGACAAAAGUGAUGACCAUCAUCCUACCACUACCGUCAUUGUGUUAGUAAUUACGUCAUUUAUUAUCGGGAUUAGUUUUGGUCUUUGUUGUAUAUGGUUUGUAUUUUUACGACGAUCACAAAGAAAGAAUAAAGUUCGCCCUAGUUCUACCCAGGACGAUGUUGAAGUAAACAUUUUUCGCUCACAACAAAAUGACGAUGUUGAUGCGACUAAAAACGACAAAAGCAAAUUAUUCGGUAAAAGAGGGAAAACGAACUCGAUAACAUCAAUAAAAUCAAAGAAAAGUUUUCAAGUUGUUUCCAAAGUGAGAUUUGAACUGAAUGAAGUGGAAAUAUGAUCUCUGAAACAUGGACGUCAAGUUAGUAUAUAUAUAAUAGUAUAAUACUACAGUCUAAAACUGCUGUUGUUCGGUUCCACUGUAGAAAUACUCGACCGACGAGAGCGGUAUCAUGCACAUAACUCUUUAUUAUGGUAAUAUACUGUAUUAAUUUAUUGAAGACUUAUUGAACUAUACUCGGACACGUAAGGCCUUAUACAUUUUAUACAUCAUUACAUUGAGAAGCGGUUAUAUUCAACUGUAUAUAAUUAAAUGCUCGUGGAUUAAAUGGGGAUUUAUAUACGAAGAUGUACUCUAGCAUACCUCGAACCGCGAUUGUAUAAAAAUAUAGGUAAAAAUUUCCGUUGAAUUUAUUUGAGGCAGAAAUAACCUCUGUUUGCUAUUUUAUAUAUCUCAUGUUGGAUAUCAAACUGAGUGUGAAAUAUUUGAAGUACUCAAGUAAUCAAUAUUCUAGAUUCUACGUUUUACUGACUAGCAAGCCAGCCAAGGCUUCGCUAUAAAGGCUUCAUAUUUCAAACUAGUAUGUUCUAGUCAUUAUAAUUUACGGCAACGAUCGAGUUACUUUGUGAGUUAUAUUGUGUGUCAACGUCAUGAGAUAUUAGAG
Paramuricea clavata is the source of this 3174-nucleotide messenger RNA. NCBI's taxonomy places the organism in Eukaryota, Metazoa, Cnidaria, Anthozoa, Malacalcyonacea, Plexauridae. The record is from the annotation of a GenBank genome assembly.